This is a messenger RNA of Oncorhynchus masou masou (cherry salmon), 6880 nucleotides long. RefSeq lists its product as uncharacterized. The transcript has 16 exons. The record is from RefSeq and is a predicted model, not a curated record. The coding region runs from base 246 to 1817 and encodes 523 amino acids. Lineage: Eukaryota; Metazoa; Chordata; Actinopteri; Salmoniformes; Salmonidae.
UCUGUUGUCAUUGACAGUAAAAGCAGAAGUUCACCAGUCCAACAUAGACUCCGAGAACAACAAGGUUAACUUCUGUUAUUAGCAAGUGUCAGAUUUAAAAAAUGCUUUUCGGCGAAAGAUUGUGUGUCAAGUUUGGACUCUAAAUUUGAGGACAUGUUUCUGCAUGGUGAAGAUCCCAUUCUCGAUUGUCCAUCCGAUUCUGAUUGGGAGCCCCCACUGCCAAGGAGCUGGUAGCUGCUUCUGAGAUGGAACAGAUGCCAGCAGACAGCGCCAAACUCCCCAGCACCUCUUCUGGAAUGUUGACCCGGUCUGGAGAGAAGCAUCACCAUCUUGAGAGGCAGAGCGAGGUGACUAGUGCACUGGUCAUCAAGAGUUCUCCAGUUGAAUUUACACCUGAAAUUCAUGAUCAGGACAACAGGGGAGAAUACCGUUUCCAGUGCCCCAGUGCAGGUCUGUUCCAGUGCAGUAUAACAGGCCUGGUGUUCAGGAUGGAGGGAGAGGCAGAGGUGCUCUAUAUGACAGUCCACUGGGACAGGAUGCUUCUAUCCCAGAGAGGCAAGAGACCUGCAGGACCCCUGUUCAAGUUUACAUGCCUUAAGGGGUCUGUCAGUCAACUACACUUCCCACACUGUGAGAUUCAUUCUGAGGGUGGAUGUGACUUCCUGUCUGUAGCCCAUGUGACUGAUGAUGACAGUAUGGAGUUUCUCCAUCACCAUGAGACAAGAGAAACUCAUGUCAUAUUAAACAUCACUCAAUUCAGCAAAUAUGGCAUCACCAAGGAUAAGGAAGCUCCUGUCUCUCCUAUCCGUGCUCUGGUGCUACUAUUUUACAAAAUCCCCGAUGAUAACAAUAAUUCCAUCCUAAGUGUCUUGUUGCUGCCCAGAAAUGUUGACAUUGAUGAGGUGUGUAAGACAAGGAGGACAAGGAAUGGAGACCGAGAAAUCUACAUUGAAAUAAAUCCUAACUGUAGACUAACCCGGGACCAAGAAUACACCCUCUCCACCGAUCUAAAAGAUGAACAUCACAUAGAUCCAAAGAAAGCAGAGUUUGUGGAUUAUGAUUCCUAUACAAACUACAUGCCAACAUUUCAGUUGCGUUUAAAAACUGUUGUUGAAGAAGUGAAUCUUCUUCUGAAAGAACAUGGCGGUCCUGAAAAUGAAAGUAUAUGGGACCGCCUUGUUUCACUACCAGUUACACCUCCAGAUGGUGCUAAAGCAGCAUCCAAACUGCAUGAACCUGCUGCUCCCCUUAUGGACAUUUCAACCCACCCCCCUCAACAGGCGUCCACUCUGCCCCCCACCUCAAAGAAGCUGGUAGACUCUACUGAGAGGGAACAGAAGCCAGCAGGGGCAAAGAGGGCCAAACUCCCCAGCACCUCUUCUGGAAUGUUGACCCGGUCUGGAGAGAAGCGUCGCAAUAUGGAAAUGAAGGGGUCUAAGGUAGUGAACAGGAGAUCAUCCAUGUUUGCGGUUCGAGACCUGCUGCUGACCAGUCUGCAGGAGCUCACUGAAGAACAGCUGAAGAUAUUUCAGUCUCACCAGACUAGUGGCAGGAUAUGUGGCUUUCCUCCCAUCCCAGAGAGUCAGCUUGAGAACACUGACAGACAGGUCACAGUGGAUCAGAUGGUGAAGAGAUACGACCCUGAGGGAGCUGUGGAGAUCACACUGAGGAUCCUGAGGGAGAUGAAUCAGCAUGAUCUCGCUAAGAAGUUACAAAGAGAUCACAGAGGAAAGAAACGGAAAAAAAGUGAGUCACCACUGACCUCAUCUACUCUCAGUACUUUGUUGAAUCACAAUUGGCAGCAAUUACAGCCUUGAGUCUUCUUUGGUAUGACUCUAUGAGCGUGGCACAACUGUACUUGGGGAGUUUCUCCCAUUCUUCUCUGCAGAUUGUCUCAAGCUUUGCCAGGUUGGAUGGGGAGUGUCACUGCACAAUUAUUUUCAGAUCUCUUCAGAGAUGUUUGAUUGUGUUCAAGUCUGGGCUCUGGCUGGGCUACUCAAGGGCAUUCAGAGACUUGUCCGGAAGCCACUCCUGCAUUGUCAAAUAAAAUUGUAUUGGUCACAUACACAUGGUUAGCAGAUGUUAUUGGUCACAUACACAUGGUUAGCAGAUGUUAUUGGUCACAUACACAUGGUUAGCAGAUGUUAUUGGUCACAUACACAUGGUUAGCAGAUGUUAUUGGUCACAUACACAUGGUUAGCAGAUGUUAUUGGUCACAUACACAUGGUUAGCAGAUGUUAUUGGUCACAUACACAUGGUUAGCAGAUGUUAUUGCGAGUGUAGCGAAAUGCUUGUGCUUCUAGUUCCGAAUGCAGCAAUAUCUAACAAGUAAUCUAUCAAUACCACAACAACUACCUAAUAAACACAAAUCUAAGUAAAUGAAUGGACUAAGAAUACAUGUAAAUAUAUGGAUGAGCAAUGACAGAGCUGCAUAGGCAAGGUGCAAUAGAUGGUAUAAAAUACAAUAAUAUACAUAUGGGAUGAGUAAUGCAAGAUAUGUAAACAUUAUUAAAGUGACUAGUGAUCAAUUUAUUAAAGUGGCCAAUGAUUUCAAGUCUGUAUCUAGGCAUAAUCCUCUCUGUGUUAGUGAUGGCUGUUUAAUAACAGUCUGAUGGCCUUGAGAAAGAAGCUAUAUUUCAGUCUCUUGGUCCCCGCUUUGAUGUACCAGUACUUCUGUACCUUCUGGAUGGUAGCGUGGUGAACAGGUCUUGAUGAUCUUUUUGGCCUUCCUGUGGUAUCAGGUGCUGUCGGUGUCCUGGAGGUAGUUUGCCACCGGUGAUAUGUUGUGCAGACCGCACCACCCUCUGGAGAGUCCUGCGGUUGUGGGCGGUGCAGUCGCCAUACCAGGCGGUGAUACAGCCCAACAGGAUGCUCUCAAUUGUGCAUCUAUAAAAGUUUGAGGGUUUAGGUUGAAAAGCCACAUUGUCUGUGGGUGGACCAUUUCAGUUUGUCCCAUGAUGUGCACGUCGAGGAGCUUAAAACUUUCCACUUUCUCCAUUGCAGUCCCAUCGAUGUGGAUAGGGGGGUGCUCCCUCUGCUGUUUCCUGAAGUCCACGAUAAUCUCAGUUUUGUUGACGUUGAGUGAGCGGUUGUUUUCCUGACACCACACUCCGAGUGCCCUCACCUCCUCCCUAUAGGCUGUCUCGACGUUGUUGGUAAUCAAGCCUAUUACUGUUGUGUCAUCAAACUUGAUGAUUGAGUUGGCUGCGUGCAUGGCCACGCAGUCAUGGGUGAACCGGGAGUACAGGAGAGGGCUGAGCAUGCACCCUUGUGGGGCCUCAGUGUUGAGAAUCAGCGAAGUGGAGAUGUUGUUUGCUACCUUCACCACCUGGGGGCGGCCCGUCAGGAAGUCCAGGACUCAAUUACACAGGGCGGGGUUGAGACCCAGGGCCUCAAGCUUAAUGAUGAGCUUGGAGGGUAAUAUGGUGUUGAAUGCUAAGCUGUAGUCAAUGAACAGCAUUCUUACAUAGGUGUUGUCCAGAUGGGAUAGGGCAGUGUUGCGGCAGUCUGUCCAGCGACGAAUAGUCCUUGUCACGGGGACAUCCUGUUUUGAGUUUCUGCCUAUAGGUAGCGAGGAGCAAAACGGAGCCGUGGUCAGAUUGCCGAAAGGAGGGCAGGGGAGGGCCUUGCAUGCAUUACGGAAGUUGGAGUAGCAGUGAUCCAGAGUAUUGCCAGCGCGAGUGCUACAAUCAAUAUGCUGAUAGAAUUUAGGUAGCCUUGUUCUCAAAUUUGCUUUGUUAAAAUCAUCAGCUACAAUAAAGUUCCUUGAGGGCCGUCAUGGUAUCACCUUGAGGGGGAUAUACACGGCUGUGACAAUAACCGACGAGAAUUCAUUUGGGAUAUAAUAAGGUCGGCAUUUGAUUGUGAGGAAUUCUAGGUCAGGUGAACAAAAGGACUUGAGUCCCUGUAUGUUACAAUUACAUAAUGAGUCGUUAUUCAUGAUACUUACAAGCUCACCCUUCUUCUUUCCAGAGAGGUGUUUAUUUCUGUCGGUGCGACGCACAGACAUGUUGUAGUUAUCUGAUAGUAGUACUGGUACAUGUUGUAGUUCUCUGAUAGUAGUACUGUUACAUGUUGUAGUUCUCUGAUAGUAGUACUGGUACAUGUUGUAGUUCUCUGAUAGUAGUACUGUUACAUGUUGUAGUUCUCUGACAGUAUCACUGGUACAUGUUGUAGUUCUCUGAUAGUAGUACUGGUACAUUUUGUAGUUCUCUGAUAGUAGUACUGGUACAUGUUGUAGUUCUCUGAUAGUAGUACUGGUACAUGUUGUAGUUUUCUGAUAGUAUCACUGGUACAUGUUGUAGUUCUCUGAUAGUAGUACUGGUACAUGUUGUAGUUCUCUGAUAGUAUCACUGGUACAUGUUGUAGUUCUCUGAUAGUAGUACUGGUACAUGUUGUAGUUCUCUGAUAGUAGUACUGUUACAUGUUGUAGAUAUGUACAUAUAAUUAUGGUUGGUUUUUAUGAAUGUACCUUUCAUCAGAUAGUUAAACACCUUCUCUUUUCAUCCUCACCAACAGAUGUCCCCUCUACAGGUACUGUUAACCUUCCACUGACAUUCAACACCAUUAUAAACCUCUCAAUAACAAACUAAAGUUAACCGGACAGUAUCUUAUCAUCCUAGACAGUGUCUUAUCAUCCUAAACAGUAUCCUGUCACCCUAGACAGUGUUUUAAUACAUCAUUUCCCCCUCCCAGUUUCAGCUGUUUCCCCUGCAGCCCCUCCUGCCAACCCCUCUACCCCCCCUGGCAGAGCCUUCAUCAGAAGACACAGGAUGGCUCUAGAGACUCGCCUGGGACUCUUACAGCCCAUAUUACUGCGUCUCCAGGAUCGUGGGGUUCUGAAUGACGAGGAGAGGGAGGAGGUGGUCAGUAAAUCCAGCAAGACCCUAGAGAAACAAGCCCUGCUGGACAUGGUGUUGAAGAAGGGGGCUCGCGCCCAGAAACACUUCUACCAGGUCCUGAAGGAAGUAGAUCCCUGCCUGGUCGAAGACCUGGAAGAGCAGACAGUCUGAGGGAUACAACAUUAUCAAGAUAUAUAUCACCACAAUACUAAUACAUGCUCUGAAAGAGACAGACAGACUGAGAGGUCACCAUGGAUACAACAGCAUCAGGAUAUAUAUCACAAUACUAAUACAUGCUCUGAAAGAGACAGAGGUAACCAUGGAUACAACCUCAGAAGAUAUCAAAACAUUUAUCAGAGACAGCACUUUGAGGAGCUACUGUCUACCAGACAACCUAUCUGUGUUACUCUGGUACGCUGGCUAUAGACAACAAGAUGAUUGAAUUUCUAUCUGGAACAUGGUGAAUGUUGAAUCAUCUUGGACAGGUCUCAGGAAACAACAUUUGAGACUUAACAUCUACUGACUCGUACUGGACAGCUGUACUGGCUGAACACCAGAUCUAGAUACUGUGGGGAGAACAAGGAUUUGAUACACUGCCGAUUUUGCAGGUUUUCCUACUUACAAAGCAUGUAGAGGUCUGUAAUUGUUAUCAUAGGUACACUUCAACUGUGAGUGACGGAAUCUAAAACAAAUCUGGAAAAUCACAUUGUAUGAUUUUUAAGUAAUUAAUUGCAUUUUAUUGCAUGACAUAAGCAUUUGAUACAUCAGGAAAGCUGAACAUAAUAUUUGGUACAUAAACCUUUGUUUGCAAUUACAGAGAUCAUACGUUUACUGUAGUUCUUGACCAGGUUUGCACACACUGAAGCAGGGAUUUUGGCCCACUCCUCCAUACAGACCUUCUCCAGAUCCUUCAGGUUUUGGGGCUGUCGCUGGGCAAUACAGACUUUCAGCUCCCUCCAAAGUUGUUCUAUUGGGUUCAGGUCUAGUGACUGGCUAGGCCACUCCAGGACCUUGAGAUGCUUCUUACGGAGCCACUCCUUAGUUGCCCUGGCUGUGGGUUUCGGGUCGUUGUCAUGCUGGAAGACCCAGCCACGACCCAUCUUCAAUGCUCUUAUUGAGGGAAGGAGGUUGUUGGCCAAGAUCUCGUGAUACAUGGCCCCAUCUAUCCUCCCCUCAAUUCGGUGCAUCGUCUUAUCCCCUUUGCAGAAAAGCAUCCCCAAAGAAUGAUGCUUCCACCUCCAUGCUUCACGGUUGGGAUGGUGUUCUUGGGGUUGUACUCAUCCUUCUUCUUCCUCCAAACACGGCGAGUGGAGUUUAGACGAAAAAGCUAUAUUUUUGUCUCAUCAGACCACAUGACCUUCUCCCAUUCCUCCUCUGGAUCAUCCAGAUGGUCAUUGGCAAACUUCAGACGGCCCUGGACAUGUGCUGGCUUGAGCAGGGGGACCUUGCGUGCGCUGCAGGAUUUUAAUCCAUGAUGGCGUAGUGUGUUACUAAUGGUUUUCUUUGAGACUCUUGUCCCAGCUCUCUUCAGGUGAUUGACCAGGUCCUGCCGUGUAGUUUUGGGCUGAUCCCUCACCUUCCUCAUGAUCAUUGAUGCUCCACAAGGUGAGAUCUUGCAUGGAGCCCCAGACCGAGGGUGAUUGACCGUCAUCUUGAACUUCUUCCAUUUUCGAAUAAUUGCGACAACAGUUGUUGCCUUCUCACCAAGCUGCUUGCCCAUUGUCCUGUAGCCCAUCCCAGCCUUGUGCAGGUCUACAAUUUUAUCCUUAAUGUCCUUACACAGCUCUCUGGUCUUGGCCAUUGUGGAGAGGUUGGAGUCUGUUUGAUUGAGUGUGUGGACAGGUGUCUUUUAUACAGGUAACGAGUUCAAACAGGUGCAGUUAAUACAGGUAAUGAGUGGAGAACAGGAGGGCUUCUUAAAGAACAACUAACAGGUCUGUGAGAGAUGGAAUUCUUACUGGUUGGUAGGUGAUCAAAUACUUAUGUCAUGCAAUAAAAUGCUAAUUGAUUACUUAAAAAUCAUACAAUGUGAUUUUCUG